AUGGCAUCGAAUACACAGGAUACACCAGCAUUAACAGAAGAUUUAAAAAAAAGAAUAAAUGAAGUUGAAAAUAAUAAUAAAGUUGCAACAUUAGCCGUGGAAAGAACUAAAAUUGCUGUUAAUAGAUUACGUUUACAAUAUGCUAUUUUAUUAGAAAGAUUAGAGAAAAAGGCAGUUAUACCUGAUGGUGAUGAAUUAUCAGAUUCUUCAGAUGUAACUGAAGGUAAACAAAUUGAUUUAUCUAAAACAUUAGGUGAAGCAUGGAAACAAUUAAGUUCUGAGGCAAAAGAACCUUAUUAUAAUAUUUAUAAUGAAGAUAAAGAUAGAUAUGCAAGAGAAAUGAAAACUUAUGAAGCUAAUAAAAAUAAAAAAAUUAAAAUUGAAAAAGAUGAUAAAGAUCAUGAAAAUAAAGAAGGGGAUGAUGAACCAGGUUCUGGUGGUAAUGAUGAUAAAAAGGAAGAUACAGUGGAACCUAAUUCAGAAGCGUGA
Messenger RNA from Hansenula ciferrii, 489 nucleotides. RefSeq names its product Nhp10p (gene NHP10). The transcript is spliced from 3 exons. The record is from RefSeq and is a predicted model, not a curated record. Lineage: Eukaryota; Fungi; Ascomycota; Saccharomycetes; Phaffomycetales; Wickerhamomycetaceae. The coding region runs from base 1 to 489 and encodes 162 amino acids.